Phyllopteryx taeniolatus (common seadragon) is the source of this 3675-nucleotide messenger RNA. It is a transcript of the gene fer, whose product is annotated as fer (fps/fes related) tyrosine kinase. The transcript has 21 exons. The record is from RefSeq and is a predicted model, not a curated record. Lineage: Eukaryota; Metazoa; Chordata; Actinopteri; Syngnathiformes; Syngnathidae. Bases 543 to 3167 code for a protein of 874 amino acids. Gene Ontology annotation, biological process: Fc-epsilon receptor signaling pathway; cell adhesion; peptidyl-tyrosine phosphorylation. Gene Ontology annotation, molecular function: ATP binding; non-membrane spanning protein tyrosine kinase activity.
GAAGGGAUUUGUGCUUUUAAUUAUCACACCAAUCAAGUUGAAGAACAGCAGAUGAGUGCUGCUCUCCACCGGUCCCAAUGGAAAAGCCUUUACUCCUGCCAGUGCCAAGACUUAAACAAGACCAAGACUUUUGGGAGUCGCUCCGGGACAAGACCAACACCUUCAAAAUGUUAAUUCAGUUUAGUUCAAUUACUCUGUUGCUCCAUACAGUUGAAUUAUGAGGAGAAAAGUUGUGAGUGCCAAACGAGGGAUUUCUUCAUGUUUGUACCCAAGUAAAAUGGCGUCUUCCCUUCCCUACCCUUCCCGUCGGCUGUGCUUCCGUUUCCGGCGGAAGCCCCUCCCUGUUAGCUUUAGCGAUUAGCUCCACGGGGGACGGGUUCGAGCGAAAUUGGAAAACGGAGACGAAAAAGACGAAAUGAGCGCGGAGGGGGACAGCAGAGGACUGCGGUGAUCGGACACCGAGCGUGUCGCCCUCACUAGCCGCCUCCCAGUGGAUCAUGCGAACUUUCCUCUCUCGACCUCGACGUGACGCCGCCUGACACAUGAUGGGCUUCGGUCGGGAUCUGAGGAAUUCCCACGAGGGAUUACUCAAACUGCAGGAUUGGGAAUUAAAGCUGCUGGAGACGGUCAAGCGUUUCAUGACUCUGCGCGUGAAGAGCGACAAGGAGUACGCCGCCCUGCUGCUCAGCAUGACCCAGCAGAUGGAGAAACAGGAAGCGGCCGACUACGUCAGCACCGUCAGCAAGUCGUGGUCGCAGGUGGUGCGUCAGACGGAGGCGCUGGGUCGCGUCAUGAGGGGUCACGCCGACGACCUCAACUCUGGUCCGCUGCACCGCCUCGCCACGCUCAUCAGAGACAAGCAGCAGGUGAAGAAGAGCUACCAGAGUCUUCAUCAGCAGCUGGAGAGCCAGAAGCACAAGGUGACCAGGAAUGACCUGGACAAGCUGAAGUCGACGUACCGCCAGCUGAGCCGAGACGCCAACAACGCCAAAGACAAAUACCGAGAAGCUCUCAGUAAAGGCCGCGAGGCGGAGCGAGCGCACGAGCGUUACGACAAAGCCACGGCCAAGCUACACAACCUGCACAACCAGUACGUGGUGACCGUGUGCGGCGCGCAAACGCAGCAGGAAGAACAUCGGCGCCGCGCCGCGCCCGCGCUGCUCGACGCGCUCCAAAGAAUGCAGGAGGACAUGACGCUCGCUCUGAAGAACAUUCUGGAGGAGUACUGCGAGAUCAGCAGUCUGCUGACUGAGGAGGUCGUCAAGGUCCAUCAAGAGAUUUCUGCGGCGGUUCAGCAGAUCGACCCGCUCGUGGAGUACCAGCACUUCAUCGACGCCUACAGAUCUCCGGAGACCCCCGAGCCCAGCGUGGAGUUUGACACGUCCCUCUUGGACGAGACGGACAACCUGUCGGCCAACGAGAUCCUCUGGAACACGCUGACGGCCGACAGUCUUCGGGCCAUGCUGUCGUCGGCCACGGAGGAGUUGGCGCUGACUCAGGAGAACCUGAGGACCAAAGAGGCCCUGGUGGACGACCUGGACGCCAAGAUCAACACCAGUCAGCAGAACGCCGACAGGAAGUCCGACUGCGUGCUCCUGCUCGGCCAGAAACUGUCCCUCCUGGAGCUGCGUCAAACCGUCCAAUCGCUGCGCGGCUCGGAGGCCCGCCUCUCCUCGCAGAAGGCCUUGUUGGACGCCAAGAUGGCGGCCGCCCCGUCGCCGCCGCCGCCGCCGCCUCCGCCGGCUCUGCCCUACGAGGACGACGCCCGCUCCGUGGGCUCCACCGAUAAAGGCAAGGAGAAGAGCUCCCGCUUGGACACGCUGCGCCACUCGCUGGCCGGGAUGAUCCGCUCGCCCAAAGCCGUGUUGGGCUCCUCGUCCUCGCACUUCUUCGACGUCAUCCCGUCGUCGGAGCGCCCCCUGGCGGAGCAGGAGUGGUACCACGGCGCCAUCCCCCGCACGGAGGCCCAGGAGCUGCUCCGGCAGCAGGGCGACUUCCUGGUGAGGGAGAGCCACGGCAAACCGGGCGAGUACGUCCUGUCCGUCUUCUCGGACGAGCAGCGGCGACACUUCAUCAUCCAGUUUGCCGACAGUCAGUACCGCUUCGAAGGGACGGGCUUCGCCACCAUCCCUCAGCUCAUCGAGCACCACUUCACCACCAAGCAGCUCAUCACCAAAAAGUCCGGCGUGGUGCUCCUCAACCCCGUCGUCAAGGACAAAAAGUGGAUCCUCAACCACGAGGACGUGGCGCUGGGCGAACUGCUGGGCAAGGGGAACUUCGGCGAGGUGUUCAAGGGGACGUUGCUGCGCGACAAAACGCCGGUGGCCGUCAAAACCUGCAAAGAAGAUUUGCCGCCGGAACUGAAGAUCCGCUUCUUGUCGGAGGCCAGGAUCCUGAAACAGUACGACCACCCCAACAUCGUCAAGCUGAUCGGCGUGUGUACUCAGAGGCAGCCCAUUUACAUCGUCAUGGAGCUGGUUCCCGGCGGCGACUUCCUGUCCUUCCUGAGGAAGAAGAGGGACGAGCUCAAGACCAAGCAGCUGCUGCGCUUUGCCGCGGACGCGGCCGCCGGCAUGGCGUACUUGGAGAGUAAGAACUGCAUCCACAGGGACCUGGCGGCAAGGAACUGCCUGGUGGGCGAAGGCAGCCUGUUGAAGAUCAGCGAUUUCGGGAUGAGUCGUCAGGAAGACGACGGCGUUUAUUCCUCGUCCGGACUCAAGCAGAUUCCCAUUAAGUGGACCGCACCGGAAGCUCUCAACUACGGAACAAAGCAACAACAAUGGCGACUGGAACAGCGUCUGCUAGAACAAAAGGACCUAGUUGACCAGAUGAUGCGUUUAAUUUUGCUGCAAAAUCGAUCGAGAAGGCGGCGGCGUAGGUGCUAUGUGGAACCGAGAGGAACGCUGAGCCGUUACACUUCGGAGAGCGACGUGUGGAGUUACGGCAUCCUCCUGUGGGAAACCUUCAGUCUGGGGGUGUGUCCUUACCCGGGGAUGACCAAUCAGCAAGCUCGUGAGCAGGUGGAGAAAGGUUACCGCAUGGCGUGCCCUCAGCGUUGCCCGGACGACGUGUACAAGGUGAUGCAGCGCUGUUGGCAGUACAGCCCGGACGAGCGACCCAAGUUCUCGGAACUGCAGCGGGACCUCGCCGCCGUCAAGAAGAAGUGACGGGAAGCGCGGCCGGGUUUUUCUUUAAACACUAAAAAUGUUAACGGGCGGGUCCGACGUCGUUGCGUGUCGCCGCCGCGUUAGCAUGGACGUCACUAGCUGCCUUAGUGUGUCGGAGACCAGGAAGCUUGUUGGUCAAAUAGGAAAUGAGUGCGUUCACUUCAAUAAAAAGAAAAAUUUCAUAUCUUAUCCUGUAACCAUAGCGACAAGACUAACAUAUAUGUACAUUAUAUCUUUGACUUUUUAAUUGUAUUUAUACUUUUUAUUUCUCAACAAAUCCAGCCUCUUGAAACACUUUUUUUUUUUUUUAAGACAUUAACUUAUUUAUUUGUGAACAGAUGGCGUCACAGGUCAAAGUUUACUUGUGUCCUGAGAGGGUGCUGAUUAUCUUUUAGCGCCAUCUUCUGGUUCCUUUUUGUACAUAGGUCACAUUGAUAAGUACCAUUGAUGACCCCUUUUAUAAGAUAAUUCAUGCAUUUCUAAUGAAAAUAAAACACCACCAACAACA